UGAUGCAAGCCAGUCCACAGCUGGGUACGGGGCGUUGCCAUCGGAUCCUCUCGGCAUGCGUGCGCGCAGAGCGAGACUGCUCCACAGACAUCAGGAGGACGGGGCAUGUUGAGAGUCGUUCGACAUUUCCAACCGGCCAGAAGAACGCUGUGUGACCAACAGCUACUCGCACCAGCGAUUGUAUCGCAUGACGAGAAGCACCUUUCACGUGCAUGGAGGCUUUCAUGGGCAUGCCAUGUCUGGACUGAAGCCGCCGACUCCUGCGUCCGCAAAAUCUCGCCUGCACUUGAGCAGCCAUGUUCUUUGUGCGACACUCAAUUCCGGCGUCGUGGAUUGCUUACUUGGGGUUGCUGGGCAUCCGUAGAUGGGUGGAAGAUGCCAGCCAAGAGACAGCCAAUCCCCAAGGGUCGCUGUGAGACAAGAGAGACGUGCGUCGACUUUUCCUCCACGACAAGUGUAACUUGCCGUGGCAUGGCCAUGGCCUCCAGCAUGGCUGCUGUCGAGUGUGUAUGGAUGCAGCUGAGACAACCUGUGGCAGCAUUGCAUAUACACUUUGGGGGCACUUGGUCGUGACUGGUUGAUUAUCGCAUCCCUGGAUGGGCCAGUCUGCAGUACGUCGCAGAAGGACAGUCAAUCACAAGGCGUGCU
Messenger RNA from Microdochium trichocladiopsis, 648 nucleotides. RefSeq lists its product as uncharacterized. The transcript has a single exon. The coding region runs from base 106 to 573 and encodes 155 amino acids. Lineage: Eukaryota; Fungi; Ascomycota; Sordariomycetes; Xylariales; Microdochiaceae. The record is from RefSeq and is a predicted model, not a curated record.